Messenger RNA from Orbicella faveolata, 2487 nucleotides. RefSeq names its product ceramide kinase-like. Lineage: Eukaryota; Metazoa; Cnidaria; Anthozoa; Scleractinia; Merulinidae. The record is from RefSeq and is a predicted model, not a curated record. Gene Ontology annotation, molecular function: ceramide kinase activity. Gene Ontology annotation, biological process: phosphorylation; ceramide metabolic process.
CGGCUGAUUUUCUUUAAACGAUGUUUUUAUUUCAUAUAAGGUGCAAUGUAUGUAAUGAUGUCUGCGACUCCAGUCUACAACCAAGCUCUCGACAGUCCAGUGAAGGUUGGCAUUCCAUCAAAGGGCGCUUCAUCAGUGUGAUCGGAGCGAACAUCUCCUGCGCAUGCGCCAAGAGUCCUGAAGGUCUGUCGCCCAGUGCUCACCUGGCGGACGGUUGUUUGGACCUGAUUCUUGUUAAACACACGUCACGGUUGCAGUACCUCAGACACAUGAUCAGACUUUCGUCUAAAGCUGAUCAGUUUAACUUUGACUUCGUGGAAGUUCAUCGCGUUCGCGAAUUCUAUUUCCGACCCCUUGCUGAAGAGAGCGAGCUUGAGAACGAGACUGACGGUAUCGAGGAGACUGGUGCGAGAGAAGAUGACGAAGAGCGGCUGGCUGCCAAAACGUCAUCAUCUACGUCACGACCUCGUGCCAGGAGCAUAUGGAACGUUGAUGGGGAGUUGGUAACACAUCCCGCCAUUCACAUCAAGGUCCACCGCCAACUGAUUCGUCUCUUCGCCCGAGGAAUUGAGGAAUGCGAAGACACUCCCUCUUGUACAGUUUGCAAAAGACGAUAGAUUUAGUUUGCAUUUCAGAAUUAUUUUUAGCAAUUCUAUGCGUAUUAGUCUAUUAGCGGUUUUGUGACCGAGGUUAGGCCUGGACAGAUCUUUUUCAAUUCGACUUAGGUUCUCUUGAUGUAAAGCCUUAAUUUGCUAUUUACAAAUCAAUAUCAAUUUUCAUAAGAGUUUUUCAACCAAAUUAAGCUCAAGAAAGAUCUCUAUAAAUACAUGCUACAAAAAAGUAAAUAUUACAAUUCCCACUCGAAAAUAACAUAGCUAGUCGAGUCGGGAGAGACAACAGUUUAUAAUUACAUGUAAUGGACACGCUGAACGGGAAAAUCUUUUGUGGUUGUUUAAUCAACGUGUCAGAACUCACGUUUCCGAGCGUCACAGACGGGAACCUUUUUGAUACGUCUUUCCUUCGCACUACGUAUAUGGGUAUGGAAGUUCUGACCUUUACGACUCAGUGACUGGGCGAUCCUGACGUUACGGACGUGGUUAAGUGGAAUAUAAGAUUAGGUUAUUAUAAGAUUGAGAUAAUUCACAUUGCCUCACGAAUAUUCGUUCUUGUUUGCCUAUAAUGUACAGCCAAGAAGUACCUCGCUGCUUUAACCGAAGUAUUUUAUCACCAAGAACCAAGCAUUUUUGUUUUGUAAUUUUAUUCACCUCAUUCUAUUUCGUAAAUCCAAUUGAAUAAUUAAUGAUUUUGUAAGAUUCCAAACAAUUAUGCAAUGCGCGUCAGUGUUAGACGCGUUUCCGCUGUUGGGCUCGUGGAGGGCUUACUCUCUGGCUGACACAAACUGUUGGUUGAAAAUAUCAUCAGAAACUCUGCGGUUAUGAGUUUUAUUUAAUUUUAUAAAGGAAAUUAUAUUAUUGGGCUUGUACUGGGACAAAGUAUAGCAAAUUGGCUUACUUAACUCUAAAAUCAUCGCCCGUCAAAAGUGCUCCAUUAAGGUAUAGUGGCAAAUGCGAGUGUCAGUAAGUUAAAGUUUUUCUCGCCCGUGCCUCUCGAUUCUUCGUUACCGGUUAAGCCUGGGCACUAUUUCCGUUCUUAGGCCCCGCCGGCCGUAAGAAUCAAGUGGCCCUGGAGAGGAAGAUGCCCUCGGAUUAAAACUCGACAAGAGGGACUUUUUUGUCAACAUCGAUCGGUAUUUGUAGAACCACAGAAAUUCCACACAAGCUUAUUUGUGGAUAUUUAAUAGCUCAAAAUUAGCAAAAAAAAAAAUACCAUGGAUACACAUUUUAUUAUUUUUUUGGCUUAGCAAUAAUAACAGUGAAGCUUAAAUAGUUUGUCAGUAUGUAAGGUAAACAGGUCAAAUGUUGGCUGUCAAUUUAUUUUUGUUUGACAGUUCUUUUAAUAUAUUUUGCGCUGACAUCUGUGAAUUUCGAACAGCUUUGGCCAUGGGCCAGCUGUGAUGUCAACAUCAACGAAGUCAACAGAAAUGAUUUCUAUUUAGUUCUCGUUUUGUUUCUAGGUUUUCUUCUGGUGUUACAAGAAUUGUGUGAGAAUCAACUUAAAUUUCUGCCUAUCACAAAAUCUAGCGAUGAAAUACGCCUAUUUGAAGUGCGAAAUAAACGGAAAUUUGGCAUAUCUUAAGAAAAAAGACCCACAGAUUUUUUUUUCCUUUGGAGGGAAAGGGUUAUUGUGUUUUUCUUUUCAAUUGCAAAUUGGCCCUCUAAAUUAAUAACCACAACUCAAGUGGGAGUAAGGAGCCUUACUUAAAUUUCCUAUUUUUAAAACUGCUUUGCGUGAAAAAAUAAAUUAAUAUGAAAUGCUAGAGCGUCAGUUUUGACCAACUGAAUAUAUAAGUAGAAUUCUAGUUUGGACUUAUCUUGUCAGGAAUUUAAUGAUGAAAAAAUAAAAGAAAGACGUGGUUAUGUAAUGUCA